This is a messenger RNA of Ectocarpus siliculosus, 1764 nucleotides long. The record is from the annotation of a GenBank genome assembly. Lineage: Eukaryota; Phaeophyceae; Ectocarpales; Ectocarpaceae.
AUGCCGGAGGGGACAGCGAGAUGGCCGAGCGGUGGGAUGCGGAGGAAGAGCAAAGGAGUAGACGAUCUGUACACUUCCCGCGCUCGAGAGGCUCCUCAGAAGAAGCUAUGGUGUGUCCGAAUGAAAAUCAUUUCGAUGGGGGCUCUUGGCGUGGGCAAGAGCUGCCUCAUCAAGCGGUUCUGCGAAGAACGAUUCGUGUCAAAGUAUAUCUCGACCAUUGGCAUCGACUACGGGGUGAAGCCGGUCACGGUAAACGGGGAAUCGGUGCGCAUCAACUUUUGGGACUUGUCGGGACACCCUGAUUUCUUCGAGAUUCGAAACGAGUUCUACAAGGAUUCGCAGGGGGCGGUUCUGGUGUACGACGUGGCCAACCGAGCAAGUUUUGAAGAGCUGGAGCAGUGGCUAGUAGAAGCUGCCGACUUCGGUGCGGGCGGAAUUCCCAUGGCAGUGUGUGCAAAUAAGAUCGAUAAGAGACGAGUCGUUAGCGAAGAGGAGGGGCAGCGCUGGGCCAAAGAUCAUGGUUUCACGUAUUUCGAAACGUCCGCGUGCUCCGGCGUCAACGUGGGAGCUUCUUUCUCGAACCUCUUCGAGAAGGCCUUGGCCCAAAUGAAAGACCCGUGAAUGCGAGAAAAGCCCUGGAGUAUUGCGUAUGCUGUCCUACGGGGAUCGCGUGGCGCACCCGUAAAUAAGGCUCGGGAUGAUGCAUGCAAAACAUGUGCCGUGAAUAGUGUUUUGCAUUUGAAGGGAAGCACCCCACCACCCUUGUUGCACGAAAUCACCCAUCCACGGGCCACCGUUUUGUGGAUAACGCUAGGACCCUUUUCGACGGCUCAAUUUCCCCACAAUGCCGAGGAGGACAAGAUAGAACAUGGCGAUGCCCAUGCUUUUGGGAAACUCCGCCAGUACGCAACGUUUCACCAUACGGUAACAAUACUGCCCUCGUUGCUAUCAAAAGGUGUAGUUGAGCGGGAGGAGUUUCUUCAAACGACAUGGUCCCCCGCCGCACGGUAGGGGAAUGAUGAGCAUCGAGUAGAGUGCGUUCAAAGCUGGAGGUGCCCCCGAACGCCUGAAGAACGUGUGACCCUCGUGGAAACUUCAAUGGAACCGUAGCGGCUCGUGCGCCUACUUUCAGUUCUUCACCAACUGAUCGGAUCGCAAAUUUGACUGCUAUGGAGUUGUGGAGGUCACCUUCUCCCCAAACGUCUGUCGAGGAUUUUCUCGAUGUUGUUGUUAUACAUACAUACGUAUUGUGUAUGUGUGUGCAGCAUUUUUGAGAUUAGACACUAUGGAUCGAGAAAAAAGUUGGCAGAGAAUCGUCAAAAGUAAGGUAUUUCUUGCCGGGGCGGUUUAUUGGAGACAACUCUUCUUCACGCUGCUAAGUGCAAUUGCUGCCACCUGUGAGAAUCAUCAGGGCCUGGAAUCAACGGUUCGCUGCUGUUGCUUGCUUGUCCGAGCAAUUCUCGUUGUAGGUAUCGUAUCAGUUGUUAGCGGCGGCGCAACACGAGCAGACGGGCGUUCAGUAAACACGUAGGUUAGGUUCGCACCGAGAGUGGGUAUGUGCUACAUGGUGCAGCAUAGUAGGUAACAACUGGCAGAAGAGGCAGCUACUACUGUACUGCUGUAGACCUGUGCUUGCUUGUACAGGUAAUCAGGAAGAUCGCGUCGAUAUCUUCUCUGAAGAGAGAAUAGAAUCACGUGUGCAAGCGCUAUUGUGCACAUAGCAAAUUCAUCUUCUCUUGCAUGUUAAAAUACAACCCUUUUGUC